GACCUUCCUCCGCUCUCAGUGAGUCUGAGAGGGGCAGCACUGAAGCAAUAAGCCGGUAACAGCUCCUACGGUCCCCCACGCAAGCCACAGAAAUGAACAACAACUUAGUCGGAGAUGAAGUCGGUAAACUUUUUGUGGGUGGCUUGGACUGGAGUACCACACAAGAGACACUUAGAAACUACUUCUCACAGUAUGGGGAAGUAGUAGAUUGUGUCAUCAUGAAGGACAAAGCUACAAAUCAGUCGCGAGGCUUCGGCUUUGUCAAAUUCAAAGACCCCAAUUGUGUACGGACAGUGCUGGAGACAAAGCCGCAUAAUCUUGAUGGAAGAAAUAUUGACCCGAAGCCAUGUACUCCCAGAGGAAUGCAACCUGAAAAGUCUCGAACCAAGGAGGGCUGGAAGGGCAGCAAAGCCGAUAGCAAUAAAUCAAAGAAGAUAUUUGUAGGUGGAAUCCCCCAUAACUGCGGCGAGCCUGAACUCAGGGACUAUUUCAAUAGAUUCGGAGUGGUCACAGAGGUGGUAAUGAUCUAUGAUGCGGAGAAGCAGAGGCCCCGAGGUUUUGGAUUUAUUACUUUCGAGGCCGAACAAUCAGUGGACCAGGCUGUCAACAUGCAUUUUCACGACAUCAUGGGCAAAAAAGUGGAAGUAAAGAAGGCUGAACCUCGUGACAGCAAAGCUCCUGGCCAGGUCGGCCCUGGCCAGUGGGUGCCCCGGGGCAUCCUGAGCACAGCCAAUGGGUGGACAGCACAGCCUGCCCCAGGCUGGCAGCAGCCUUACGGGGCGCAGGGAGUGUGGGUGUCGACUACUGGCCAACCCUUAGAUCUGUUCUGUGUUGGAGCAGGUGGCUAUGCACCUCAGCUGACAGCAAGCCGCGGUCACCCCACACAUCCUCCGUCACCUUUCAACGGAUUCCUGGUCACGACCCCGGCAGGCGGCUUCGCUGCACCUCAGGCCUUCCCUCAGCAAGGCUACAGCACCGCACCUCAGUUUGGUUACAGUUUCAGCACACCCGCAGCAGACCAUUACGCUCAACAGGUUCCUGCUCCGCCCACAACUCCAGGAACUGCACCUCUGGGCUUUGCUUCCGCCACCACACCGACUCAGGACUCGAGCAAAGCUCCCAUUGGGCAGCCUGACUUCCCCUAUUGCCAGUAUGGGUACGGGCAGGACCUGACCGCCUUCAGCCACACCUUUGCAGACCCCAGCCAGCCCACGGCUUCCUACGGGACAGCACAGCCCGCCGGCCCCCAGGCCACUGCCACUGCAUUUGGCAGAGGGCAGAACCACAACGUACAGGGCUUCCACCCAUAUAGACGCUGACCACCACCUCUGGGCAGGGCAGCUGUGUAAAGUGCAGAAAAAGAAAAAAAAAUAGAAGUCAGGGAAAUGUGUUCUUGCUAAAAAGCAAAACUGGAGUUCUGGAUUGUUCUGUGGGAAUGUUGACUGCACACAGUUUGUGAAACAGAAACGUUUGUGAAAGCAGGGAUUCCAGUUAAGUCAAAUGGGUCUAAAGAAACCCAGGUUUUAUUUUUUGCAUAACUUUAUGAACAUUCAGCAGAAUGAAGCUUUUAUCCCCCACCCACCCCAUCCCAUGUUUUAUAGUAGGACUAAACUACUUUGCAAUAAUUUUGAUUGUCUGGUCAAACACUAGCACAGAGACAUUAUGUAAAGAGACUUGCAUAUAAAUAUGUAUAUUUACGGUGGACACAAAUGAAAACAGGGUCUCAAGUUUCCUCAGCUUUAAAUUCUAGGGAAAAAUGUUUUUAUUUUUCAUUUGGUGGUUUUGUUUACUUUCUGAGCCUUUAAAGUUUGUUUAAAAUGGAGAUUAUGAAUAUAUAUAUAUAUUAUACACAAACUGUGCAAUUUUUUAAAAAGAGAAUUUUGUACUAUUAAUGUACACUUUGCUUGUUUUUUUAUUUAAAGAUGUAGACUUCCCUCAGGUGGCUCUUUUGGGUGCAUUUUUUGCACUUACGCAAAAAGAAAAAAAGGACAAAUUAUUACAAAAAUAAAUGUUUUAAGGAUACA
This is a messenger RNA of Trematomus bernacchii (emerald rockcod), 2024 nucleotides long. It is a transcript of the gene dazap1, whose product is annotated as DAZ associated protein 1. Bases 93 to 1319 code for a protein of 408 amino acids. The transcript has 12 exons. Gene Ontology annotation, molecular function: RNA binding. NCBI's taxonomy places the organism in Eukaryota, Metazoa, Chordata, Actinopteri, Perciformes, Nototheniidae. The record is from RefSeq and is a predicted model, not a curated record. Gene Ontology annotation, cellular component: cytoplasm.